Molecule: messenger RNA, 807 nt
Organism: Cyprinus carpio (common carp)
Lineage: Eukaryota; Metazoa; Chordata; Actinopteri; Cypriniformes; Cyprinidae
Gene: gng13a
Product: G protein subunit gamma13a
Biological process (GO): phospholipase C-activating G protein-coupled receptor signaling pathway; sensory perception of taste
Cellular component (GO): heterotrimeric G-protein complex
Molecular function (GO): G-protein beta-subunit binding
Source: RefSeq, a predicted model, not a curated record
AUAACAUCACAACAUUCAUUCUGUAGUUUAUUUUCUCUGGCAAAGACUAGAAAUGACUAUUUGCAGCCAAAUGGGCAGUUUUGCAUGUAUUUUACAUAGAUGUACAGAGUCCAGUGAGCUAAACAUCCUUCCCAUUACAACUCACGACUCAGAGAGAAGAGAUUAUUUGAUUAACAAAGUAGUUUGAAUGCUGCAUAACCUCAAAAAUAGGUGUGUAUCUCAAUCUCAUUUGUGUAAACCAGAAAUUUACAAAAGGGAAAAAAACUAAACACCCUCCUCUUAAGUGGAACAAAGCAUUCAACUCAAGCUAUUUGCUGGAGGACUCCUGACAAUCCUUUCACUUCACUUCUAAGUUACUUAACUUAGCACGAUGGAUGAGCUAGAUGAGACUCAGCUGAAGAAUCAUGUGGAAAGUCUGAAGCAGCAGCUACAGUUUAACAGAGAGAAAACAUCCGUCGCGAUUCCAGAGUUAACUAAAUGGAUCGAGGAGAAAAUGAACGAGGAUCCAUUUCUGAAUCCAGAUAUACUGAAGGACAACCCGUGGGUGGAGACAAGUAAAUGUGUUAUAAUAUAGUGCAAGAGCUGUCACUCAUCACUAUGGCAGCAGGAGUGACUCCACCCACAGUCAUGGUUACACUGGCCAACUUUGACUAGGACAGACAAACAUGCAAAUGUAAAUCUGCUUUCUUGUUUAUGCUUAUCAUGCCAUGACAUUAUGAAAAAAAGAAAAAAAAACUGUUGUUAUUUAGUGAAAACAUGUAUUUAUAAAAGUGUAAGACAGCUAUACAAGAACACAAUAAAAAACAA